Papilio xuthus (Asian swallowtail) is the source of this 2537-nucleotide messenger RNA. Its product is annotated as MFS-type transporter SLC18B1. Lineage: Eukaryota; Metazoa; Arthropoda; Insecta; Lepidoptera; Papilionidae. Gene Ontology annotation, biological process: transmembrane transport. The coding region runs from base 185 to 2494 and encodes 769 amino acids. The transcript is spliced from 12 exons. Gene Ontology annotation, molecular function: transmembrane transporter activity. The record is from RefSeq and is a predicted model, not a curated record.
CCUUCGGAAGUUUUUAUUUGCACUCGAUAAGAUAUUGAUAAUUGUUACCGGAGGUAGAAUGUAAUGACCAGUCGGCUCCCAGCACUCGGUCUAUUGACACGCUGAAUACUAUUUGUUUACGAUUUAACUCUGUUACUGGGGAAGUGAAGUGUAAUCGACAUAUUUAGUGCGUCUCCCUUAAAUUAUGGAUAAUUCCGAUGAAAUAAACGAUAGAUUACAAACUUUAAUUCCUAGUGAAGUAAGAACUAGAAAUGAUUCUCGUGAGAUGACUUCGUCUAUAGAGACAAUAGUGUUUGAUAGUAAUUUAAUGAAGACGUCGACGCAAGCCGAAGAUCUAGCCGCCACGUGGGGUGGACGGUGUUCUUUGCCUGAUUCGGGGAGAAUGCGCAGAGCUCACUCCUGGUCAGGGGGACCGGCUGACGAUAGUACCUCUGAAAUAAGAAUCUUAAGGGAAAGGUUAGUACGAACUCAAACGCGUCCUCGGCCAAGCGCUGUGCGGCAUCUCUCUCGUCGUCAGCGGCUGACGCUGGCAUCUUUAGCGCUGGUAGACUUUAUGAGCUUCUGUUCUAUGAGCAUCAUGGCGCCGUUCUUCCCGCGCGAGGCCAACGCCAAAGGACUGUCAGAUACCAUGUGCGGAAUGGUGUUUAGCUUCUACGCUGUUGUUAUGUUCCUAACCUCGCCGCUGUUCGGGAAAUUCCUGCCUGCGAUGGGCGCUAAGUUUAUGUUCAUCGCUGGAAUGUUUGUUGCCGGCGCUUGCAAUGUUCUAUUUGGGACCUUAGUAAUGGUGCAAGAUUCGUUAACAUUUACAAUCCUGUGCUUCGUGGUGCGUGGCAUGGAGGCGCUUGGAGCUAGUGCCUACUCCACCGCCAGCUAUGUAUUCGUUGUCAACGCAUUCCCUGACAGUAUUGGCACUGUGCUCGGAAUACUAGAGACAUUCGUCGGUCUCGGCAUGUCCGUUGGCCCAGCGAUAGGUGGACUUUUGUAUUCGAUCGGGGGAUUUGGUGUUCCAUUCUACAGUCUUGGAGUGGUGAUGGUGCUUAGCGUACCGAUCAACUUCUUCUUACUCUCCGACUGUGAAGAAUACGUCUCCGGUUCUAAAACAGCAUCUAUUCUACGUUUAUUCAAGAUACCGUCGAUCAUAAUAACUGGUCUGGUCAUCGUCAUCGUGUCUAACACAUGGGCGUUUUUAGACCCGACAUUGGAGCCACAUUUAAGACAGUUCGGUCUCUCCACUGAACAAAUAGGAUUGAUCUUUUUAUUAUUCUCCAGUCUUUAUGGAAUCUUUAGUCCGAUAUGGGGAUGGGUGGCUGACAGAGUGCAUAAUCAUUGGUGUAUGAUGGUGUGGGGAUUAUUUCUAUCUACAAUCGGACUAUUACUUCUCGGCCCUUGUCCGUUUAUACCUGGCUUAUCUCGUGACCUGUGGCUAGACCUCGUAGCGCUUUCCAUAUUGGGCAUAUCUGUGGCUUUGACAUUGCUGCCAACAUUUCAAGGAGUGCUGACAAGUUCCAUUUUCGAAGGUGGGUGCCCGGAGGCGCUGGCUACGUACAGUGCGGUGGCGGGCGUAUGGUCAUGCUGUUAUUCGCUGGGCGAGGUGCUGGGCCCAGCGGUGGGCGGUGCACUAGCUCAGCGGUAUGGCUUCCCACUCUGCGCCACAUUGUGCGCUGCUGCGUGCUUUGUAAUGGCGUUAGUGACACUAACAUUCUUCUCGCUAAGAGAAUCGUCUAAGUGGUUAGAAGUAGAAUCAUUGGGGGAUUCUGUGCACACGGACAGCACUUGGCACAGCAACUUCUGCACCCGCAGCGCCCCCUACACGCGCACGAGGGAGAACUCCCCGCUCAUAUCACCAUGCUCAUGUAGUGUGAAAAACGGUUACGGGUCAUCAGGGUACGGUACUUCGUAUCCUCGACCAGUCUGUUUAAACCAUAUAAAACAGAAAAAGAGUGGUUGGGCAAGUGCAAAAGAAGUAACCACAUAUUUCCUUAAAUUCCAAUACCUGACUAACGCUUACAUAAAAAUACGAAGACUACGUAAACGUAAAAAUCAUGUAAACAGUGAUGAAUUAUAUCAAAAUUAUUUAGGAAACGAUGAAAAUGAUAAUACACAAGAUAAAAUAAUAAGAAAUGGCAAUUCAGCUAUUAAUAUAAAAAACAACGCAAAUCAUGAUUGUGAUCAAACAGACAGACAGGACAGUUACUGCGUAUACUUAGACAAUGCCAUUUUUGGCAGCCCCGUUGUAAUGGCGAAUGUAAAUUCAGACAAUUUAAUAGUAAAGAGAAACCACAAAGGCCUGGUGGCGAAGGUGAAGACUAUGGAAGACGACAGGAGAACAUCUGAUGAGAUAAUUAAGCAUAAUUUACAAAAAGUACACUUUUAUGAACAAAACCCAGCUUGCUCAUCACGUGAAGAUAUCUUUGAUGCAUGUGACUGCAAAGACGGCGUCACCUACGUCAGGGGAACCGUUACAGUAUCAUCUACAGGCGCUUGUGAAGUCUAAUCAUAAUUAAUUUAGAUAAACUCAAGUGAUUUUAGCUUAAAUU